CAAUUACGCAGACCAAGUACACUACGUUCGCCCUCUUGAUUAAACUCCCUCGCAGGUAGACGCAGCCACCUCGCCCAGAACUGACGACGGUGACCGCCUACCUAUCCAGAGCUCGAUAGGAGAAUCAAUUGAUACUUCUCCUGGCUGCUUGAGCUCUUUUGUUGUGGCUCUACUUCCAGCCAGUAGCAUCCAUCUGCUUCCUCUUCUUCUUGGUUAUUCAUUCUGCUUCUUGAUGGAGGAUGCAAUGAUGCUGGUGGCGGCUGUGCUCCUCUUGUCACCCGCUCUUGUUGCUUCAGGCGUAGCAGAUUUCUGCGUGUGCCGAUCGGAGGAGUCGACGGCGGUGCUGCAGAAGGCGAUCGACUACUCAUGCGGACAAGGCGCGGACUGCACGGCGAUCCAGCAGGACGGGGCCUGCUACAACCCCAACGACGUCGCCUCCCACUGCUCCUGGGCCGUCAACAGCUACUUCCAGAAGUACAGGUCCUCCGGCGCCACCUGCGACUUCACCGGCGCCGCCUCCCUAUCCUCCACCGACCCUAGUUUCUCUGGAUGCACUUUCCCUUCCAGUGCCAGUGCCGCUGGAACUAGUACGGGCACCGGGACGACUACAGGAGGCACGUUCAGCCCCGGGAUGAGCCCCGGGUUCAACGGCACCGGGCUGGGAGGCAGCCUAAGUCCGACGACGGGGACAAGCAGCAUGGACGGCACCGCCGCCGCAGCCGGCUUGCUUCCUUCAAGGAAACUGACCGCCUCCCUUGCCAUACUUCUCCUCCCCUUCUUGGCACUGCCCUGAAACAUCAGCUAGCUCUGUUUUCACUAGUUUCCUGGCCUGCUAAAAACAAGCGGAGAAUUUCUUUCAACUUGUCCAAGGGAAUCCAUUCAUCCACUCUGGACUAUGAUUGUUGUUCUUGUUGCUUAGUGCCUUGGUGGGUGGGUGAUGCUCUCGGGUACAGAUUUGUUUCCAGUUUAAUUUAUGGACUCCUACAGGCUGGACGACUGGUGGUGUAUGUUUGGUAGGAUGGCUGUCUCUUUCCUCUGCAAGGACUCUUGUCUUUCAUCGUCCUUUUUAUAUUACUGAUCGCUGAGUCCGA
Messenger RNA from Brachypodium distachyon (stiff brome), 1091 nucleotides. Its product is annotated as PLASMODESMATA CALLOSE-BINDING PROTEIN 2. Lineage: Eukaryota; Viridiplantae; Streptophyta; Magnoliopsida; Poales; Poaceae. The transcript is spliced from 4 exons. The record is from RefSeq and is a predicted model, not a curated record. The coding region runs from base 233 to 793 and encodes 186 amino acids.